Platichthys flesus (European flounder) is the source of this 4193-nucleotide messenger RNA. RefSeq lists its product as uncharacterized. NCBI's taxonomy places the organism in Eukaryota, Metazoa, Chordata, Actinopteri, Pleuronectiformes, Pleuronectidae. The transcript has 4 exons. The record is from RefSeq and is a predicted model, not a curated record. Bases 617 to 2689 code for a protein of 690 amino acids.
CUCCUUCCUGUGUUUCCAGAACUUUGAUUCUCUGGAGGACUCGAUCCAGAACCUGCUGUCGGUGCUCUACCCCCCCUUCGAGGCCACCGCCCCCACACUCCUCAGCCAGCUCUUCCACAUCAUUGAUCAUCGAUAUCGGGGAGACGCCCUGCGCUGCCUGCUGGACUUUCUGGUCCCAGCCAAGCACAUCUUAGACACUGUGCAGCAGGCUGCAUGCGCUCAGUACUCUGAUGCACUCUUCUGCUGUGAGGGCUGGCCUCUGUGUUUGCGUGACCAAGUUGUCGUCCACCUAGCUCCCAUCAACCCCCUCAUACUCCUGCCUGGUGACUUUUACCUACAAGUGGCCCCAUAUUGUGACCAAUCCGCUCGCAUCGUGGUGUGCAGCCUCCUGGAAGAGGAGGGGCUUAGAGUGGAAGUAGUUGAGGAGACCCCGAUCCCUGAAACUUCCUACCCUUGUAUAUUCAGCUGUGAUUGGUUAAAGGAGAUCAACCAGGGCCGCCAUGGAACGCCCCUGAGCCGAUGCCUGCUUGCCACCCAGCAGGGAGUGGUGAGGUUACCAUGGGAACGGGUGGCCGUGCCUGAUUUGGUGGACGUACCACAGUGUGCUGGGAGUAGUAUGGCCUCUGUUCCUCCUGCAUAUCCUCCUUUACCACCUCCUCUUCCUCCUCCACUUCCUCAUUCUUCUGAGAAAUCUUCGUCGAAUCGUUCAUUUCGUCUUUCGCCUGCAAAGAAAUCUGCACCAAAAGAGUGUAAAGUUAACCUUCAAAAUUCAAUCCCAGUAUCUUCCUCACAUCCCACCGCCUUCUCUGUGGAGACGAGAAUAUGUCCAGGGAAGCACGGCAUCGCUGUGUCUCUCUGCCGGGUGGAUUCCACUGCUGCCUCCUCAUCUAGAGUUGUCAAAGUGAAAGAAGCUGAAACAGAGCACAAGCCUAUUGGCUGGGUUUCCCCAAAUACAUGGGACAGCCGCUUUACUGGGUCAGGUUCAGACACAGCGGCAAAAACAAGUGCUGCUUCAGGUACAAAUACACACAAAGCUGCAGAUAAGAGUCUGAUUGUUGGUGAAAAUAAAGAUACAAGCAGAGGGGAGCCAGCAGGCCAAGCUGCUGCUGAGGGGGAAUAUAUUGAUAUUUUGCAGGCAACUAUGCUUUUUUCUAAAGCUCAGUCAGUGACACAGGAGCAACAGAAGUUAGAUGUACAAAUGCAACCGCGCACACAAGUCGAAGCACAAUUGCCAAGAUAUCCACAAGGACGUGGACAAAUGCAACCACAUGCACAGAUGGAGUCUGUGAGGCAAACACAGAGGCAGCUAAACCCACAGACCUCACAACCUCAUGCGCGUUCAGCACCUUGGGUGCAGAUACGUACAAAACCACAAACGCACAGUCAUUCUAGAUCAGACGCUCCAGUAUCAUGGACACCGAACAUGGCUGCAGAAACAGGACCUCCAUCUGCUCCCCACCAUUCCCAACCUGACUCCCUGGAUCCCUCUCAAUGGGCCCGCACCCUCCGCUUCUCAGAGAAACCCUGUACUCCGUGCAUGAAGAGGAGACAAGGCGGACAGGUCUCCCGAACUCAGGAGCUGAGGUGCCGAUACAGGGACUCCUACCAGGCUGCUAUAGAAAACCCUGUCACCUUUGGACAGGAGAGAGAGAGGGGGAAUAUGUUAGCUGUGGUGGAGGAGGAUGGUGAUUUCUCACAGUGUGACGACAGACAGAUGCCACCAGGGACUGAAACAGAGGAUCCAUGGUGCAAUGUACGAGGAAUGUGGUGUGAUCCUGGGAUCCAAAACCAGCCUCCCUCAUCUGUCGGUGGAGCCAUCUGUAAAGAGUCGGGAGAAAAAAACAUGGUUCCAUAUUGGAAACCAGGAGAUUCUACCACUGCCCCCCUUAUGGAGUACAGGUGCACCAAUCCUUUAAAAUAUGUCGGGGUAACAGAGCAGCCGGCCGAAAAGAACACUGUGCCAUUCAGGGAAACUGGGAACACACACACUGCCAAACCGGGGAACGGGAAACCUUUAGCAACUGGAGCGAGGAUCAACAAUCAAAUUUUGUCCGAUUCAAAGGAUCCUCAACAGCCACACGUGACCUCUGCCAAACACCAUGGAUUGCAGUUUGGUCCAGGUGAAAUGUCAGGGACGAGCCUGACCCUCAAGCCUCGUGAAAGAUUAAGAAACAGAACCAGUUCCUCUGGGAUGAGUCCAAACGUCACAAAGCCUCUCACAGCGUCACAAAACAGACGAGGAUCCACGUCAGAUGGAAGGUGUUCGUCCCUCUCCACAGCCGUGGUGGACACCUCAGAGAAGUGUGAACUGGUCAUUGUUGAAGGUCAAAAUGUCAGGAGAAGAGAAAAUAAAAGCUCCUGUGCAGAGGUUCCCCAGCUGCAUGUUGUCAAAUGUAAAAACAGCACAGCCUUUGGGCUGGUGUCACCCAAGAUCAACAGGAGGAAGAUGGUCAUUCCAGAUGGUGCUCAGCCCAGCAGUACAUCAUUAACCAGCAGACACUGUCAUCAGAGGGAGAACCCGUCUCAGACAGAUGCCCCUCCAGCAGCAGAGACACAGAAGAUCUCCCAGCAUGCCUCUGCUCGUCCCAGACCCAACCACCUCCCCCUGGGAUCCCCAGACCCCAGAGCCCAUCCCCUCUAUCUGGGAGUAGCAUCACUCACAGAUGCUCAGGGCCUCAGAUCGCGUUGAUGUUUCCACACACUCUCCCUCAUGUUGCAUCAUGUGUCCACUCCUCACUGGCAGCACAGUGGAGCCACGUCCUCGGCAGGUGAAGGGAACAGCCUCAUGGCUUUCCUGGAGGAUCGGGUGUAGCCGUUGGGGAAAAUCAAGGCCUUCUUCACAGUGAAGAAGGAGACUGUCUUGUCCCACACGUCAGAGCUGGACACCCCAGAGUCGAGUUGGCUCUCCAGGGCCGAGCGGAGCCUCUCUGCCCUGUCUGUGCACUUCCUCUCCAUCUUCAUCAUCUUACACAGGCUGAGGACGAGAAGAGAAACAUCAGAUUAAUGUCGGGUAUUAAAGCCAUUUUUUAAAGGGCCUGUUCACAGAAAUCAAGAAAAUAUAUUUGUUCCCAUUAAUGUUGAUAUUUUUAUUUGUUCAUAUUUUUCUCAUCCAUCUGUGGGAUUCCUGUUGCUACAGCACACAAUGAGAUGGAUUCCGCUUGUGGUGCUCCCAACCAUUGGGAAAAAUGCAUUAUAGAAAAUUUAGAAAAUUCAAAAGAAAUAUUAUUUCUAGAAUCAGUUAAGUUAAGAUAAGAUGAGACAGGUGACAGAUAAGAUAAGUUGAGAUAACAUUAGAUAACAUAAGAUAAGUGCGUUGCAGCAGCAAAGUGGAUAAAUAAAUAUGUAAACAUGCAAUGUAAAUAAAAAAAAUAAUAUAUAUAUAUAUAAAAAGAAUAGACAGUGAAGACUGAAUAUGACCUGAUCAAAUGAAAAUGUAAAUCUUAGGUAAGUGAGAAAGUCUAUUCGGUGGAUAAGGUUGAAAUGACCCUUGAACAGAUCAUUUUGUAACACCAUCACCAACAGAGCAAAAAUCGGAGCCUUGAUAACCUGUUCAAACCUAAACACUCCUGACCCUUCACAACCUUCAAUGAGAGGAUUUGAAGAAGGAAAAACGAUCAAAUGAUAAGCAACAUGAACUUGAGCUUACGUUGUGUGUUGAUCCCUCAUGGUGAACGUGUAGUGUGACGGCGUCCGGUCAGUCCAGGCCUGUGGUGGUACGAGAGGCGUUCACGGUUCUGAUUUCACCAACUCUUCCAUCCUUUAUAUACUUAAACCAACUUUCCCAUCGAUUUAAUGCGAUGCUGGUUCUCACAGUGUUUGGCCAAUCACAAAGCAGCGUUAUGACAAUAGGAUGUGAAUGAAUUAGUUGAAUUCAUGGGGUACAAUGGCCCCUAAACCAAACAAACAGGUGGGAGGGGCCCUUCCCGGGCCCCUUGUCACUGGGCUGAUGCGGAGGUAUCCUUGGUAUUGUGUGGACUGAUAUGUGGUGGGAACGUGGAGGAGAAACAUCUGCCUGAAGAAGACCCACACAGAGAAGAGUGAAAUUCACAUGAAGAAGAGAUCUGUCCAGUGUAACAACAUGGUGGAGAGAGGUGUUCAGUUUAAAACUAAAAGCUUCCAUGUUUUUACUCUCAAUAUGUGCUGAAUUUCAAUAAACUUAUAAGAAGUAGUGCCUUUAAAAGACGAUUUGAUCA